Messenger RNA from Ectocarpus sp. CCAP 1310/34, 3762 nucleotides. The record is from the annotation of a GenBank genome assembly. NCBI's taxonomy places the organism in Eukaryota, Phaeophyceae, Ectocarpales, Ectocarpaceae.
AUGGCACAGAGGAUUCGACCGCAAUCCCGCGGCGGUGGCGGCACCAGCGACGCUGCCGCUGCCGCUGCUGCGCCGAGCACCUCCAAGCGGAAGCGCGUCCUGCAGGACAUCAGCGAGGAGCACAGCUGCAUCGGCGUGUCCACCCGCCAGCAGUCCUCCUCCGUGAGCUCGAGCCGCCGAUCCCAGCAGGCUCCGCGGCGGCCUUCGCCCAUGGCCCCCCGCAGAUCGAAUCGAAACUCGCGGCGUGUAAACGCGCACCAGGCGGCGGCGUCUACCACCAAGACUCGCAGCAGCAGCAGCAGCAGCGGCGGCAGCAACGUCAGCACCGGCAGCGGCAGGCGGACUCGAUCAUCAUCCUUGGUGCCGAGAGGUGCCAACACCACCAGCGGCGGCAGCGGGCGCGCAGCGGCGGUAAGCUGCAAACAGGAGCAAGCUGAAGGGGAAGGAGACAAAAGUGAUGAUGAUGAGAGCAUGUCCUGCGACGAAGAUCUCGAGGGCAUGGUCGUGGAUCUGAGCUUCGAAGGAGUCGCGGAUGACGGGGAGGCCGAGCCGCCGGCGCCGCAGCGCCGGCGCCGCAGCAGCACGGCGGGUGCUGGGCGGUGCGGCGGCGGAGAGGGAGCGGGCGGUAAGGGCGCGUGCGGCGAGGGAGGUGGAGGUGGCGGCGACCCAGCUGCUGCUGCUGCGGCUGCUGCUGCGGCUGCGGCUGCCGCCGAAGGCGGAGGCUGUGCUGACAGCAGGCGCAGUAAAGACGGCAGCAGCUGCUCGAGCCAACCACAAGCACGGCCGCCGGCGGCGGCGGAGGCGGCUCAGCAACAGGUGGGCGGGGCGCGGAAACCACACGCACAGCAGCAGCAGCAGGAGGAGCAGCUUCCGCCGGGGGUGAAAGACAUCGAUGCCGGGGUGUCGGAGCAAGGGGAGUCCCACCUGCUGAAUCCCGACUACGCCAAGCAGCACGCGCUGUACCUGCGCGAGCAGGAAAAACGGAAUAGGCCGGUGGCCUACAUCGGUACGAAGCAGAGGGACAUGCGGCCGAGCAUGAGGAGCGUCCUCGUGGAUUGGAUCUGCGAGGUCUGCGACCAGUUCAAGCUAUCUUCGAGAACUCUGUUUCAGGCGGUGGACCUGAUCGACCGAAGCCUGUCGGCGUUCGAAGUUCCCCGGGGGAAGCUGCAGCUGCUGGGGUGCGCCUGCGUGGUCCUGGCCUCAAAGUACGAGGAGAUCUACGCCCCGACGGCCGAAGAGCUGGCGCACAUCUCCGACAACACCUACACCCGUGCGGAGAUCAUCGCCAUGGAGCUGGUUGUCGUAAACGCGCUCCAGUUCCGGCUGACGUCCAUCACCCCGUGCAACUUCCAGGACCGCUUCUGCCUGGCGGCGAAGUCGAACGCCCGCGAGCGGUCCCUCGUGUCGUACCUCUUGGAGCUCCUCCUGCAAGACUACCAAGGGGUCAGCCUGCUGCCCUCGCUGAAGGCCGCGGCUGCGCUGUACCUGGCUCGGCAGACGCUGCACCCAAGGGGCUGCCCGCGCGAGGCUUGGACGAGGCAGACGGAGCAUUACACGGGCUACGCUGCCCGGGAGCUGGAGCCAUGCGUGCGGCGGCUUCACUACCUGCACGUCAGGGCCGAGGGGAACAAUCUCCACGCCGUCAGAGACAAGUACAAGAAGUCGGCGCUGCACCGAGUUGCGGAAGUCACUUGUGCCCUUGAGGACUACCUCCACUUUGGGGGGGAAGGGGAUGUCCGCCAGUAGCGGCGUUUGUAUGAGGGGUGUGCUGGGUGAGUGUUUCCGCGCGCGGUGCCCUUUUUUGCGCUACGACGGAGAUUUGGGGUUUGAUGCCCCCCCCCCCCCCCCCCCCCCCCCCCCCCCCCCCCCCCCCCCCGGGGGNUCGCCCCAGGCGGCAAGCCACCCUUGGGGGGGGCGGGGGGGGGUCCUUCUGGAGUGCUUUUACUCGUUUGUUGAGUCGUUUUUUUUUGGAAGGUUCGACUGAAGAAUGCAGGUGCAGUGAAAACGAUUCGAUCCAUUAUUUGCCGGCUGGAAAGGGAUGAUGGACGAGGCUGCCGGCAUGUCGGAGACGAGAGGGUGGAAGUACUGUAGAGUCCAUGCACUGCUGCCAACGGGAGGUAGACGAUUUCCUGCUGUAGAUGGAUCGCUUCUGGACGCCCUUGGAAGGUUUUCCAGCGGCGGUCCGUGCUACGCUAUUAGCUCUCUUGCAUGCUUAGGCGUUCCCGGCGUUCCCUCUUCUCCCACACGAGUUCAAUCAAACCACACGCUGCUCUGCGCGUCGCAGGAAAAAAAAUUCUUUGUAGCAUGGAAGGGAUGGAGUUCUUUGCGCCUCGGCGUCAGUUGCCAGGACAAGGGGGAGGGAGGAAGAGGAGGAGGAGGAGGAGGGGGAAAACCCGUUCUCUCUCCCUCUACGCCUAGUGGGGCUCUCUUUGUGCUUGACAUAGAUUUACGAGAGGAGCGCGUUGCGUUGUAUUCGCCGAAGACUUGCCCUCGAUGGUGGACUGAGAGGGCGACUUGAUUUGAGUCAGGGGGUUCCGUGGGGGGGGGGGGGGGGGGNUUUUUCCCGGGGGGUGGGAGGGGGGGGGGGUUCGGUGCGCAGCCGUGGACGCUGGGCAGUCGAACUACCGCCAGAUGAACAUGUUUUAUGGUUUGCGUAUCUGAGAUUUACUACAAGUCUGGAAAGCGAGGGCCGAGGGGCGGUGAUUGUUUUUAUUAUUUUUAUCCAUCUGUCUUGUCAUGUCUGUUCGGCUUCCUUCGGGGUUGCAGGAUGAUAUCUCGAGGCGCGUGUCGACCGCCGCAAGCGGGAUGACCUUGCAACGUGGGAAGUCAAGCUGGGGUGCAACUGAAGAAGCGUGCGUUCAAGAACGUGGCUUGGGUAGGGUGUUGGCCGACGAUCACACGAACGGCUGUUUGGCCUCGUUUCCGCUGGUAUCUAUCGUUUGUUAUCUCCGAGUGGGGCUAUAGUAUGUUCAAGUAUCAACCAAGACACUCUGAUGUAUUUUUUUAUAUACGUUCUUUUCUAUCCGUGUAGUUUACUCUUUUUCUGGUUGUUUGGGGACUUUCUUUUUGUUAACGUCUCCGCUUUAUUUUCUAUAGACAGUUUGUUUUCCUCUCUCGUGUAGUGCUACAGAGUAUGCAUACGGGUCUGUUUUCCUUUACUUUUAAGGACAGGCGCUAGUUAGAGGCAAAACCAAUCAUUCUGAUUUCAUAUUUUUCCUUGCCCUUGGCCCUUGUUCACAGGCCCGGGGGGGUGGGGAAGCAUAGUGGCAGUAGUUUGAAGUGUUGAUUUAUUUUAUGGUUUAAUUUGUUACCGCCUGGUAUACCAGGUAUGACAUGUCCACAGCAGUACCCGGUGCAGCAGCGACAGUUGGUUCGGUUGCGGCGAAAACGUGCACACACAUAGUAUACCGGCAUACCACUACUGGCAGGCGAGGAAGCCAACAAGAGCGGGCGUCGAAGGUAGUACCAGUAGUACGAAGCAUAGGAAAGGGGCGAGAUAUGUGGGGCCUAUUACGAGGUCAAGGGUGUACGUUGAAGGGGGACAACGCAAGGAAAAUAAUGGGAAAAGCACACGCCCCUCCCCCAUGCUACCACUAGGCCGGGACACAUAGAACGAGUGAGAGCUUGAAAGAGUGCGUGUAAAGUGCCAGCAGUGAUGUGCUUUCCAUGUUUUUCGCGGACGCGUUUUUGUUGGCCUACAGGAUGCGCUUGUUGUCAUUUUCGUGUUGUUGGGGUUAGGUGGGUUGUGUCGAAGAGAGGGGG